CUCCCUUCUUGAGUGAGCACGGAGCCCCAGCGCGCUGGAAUGGAUCCCCAAUAAAUCCCCUUCUGCAAUUGCAUGAGUCAGUGUCUUGGUGGUCUCUUCCUCCGACGCUUCGCCGGACCCUUACGCUUGAACUUUCAAGACCCUGCCUCAGCCUCCCAAGUCACUGAGAUUACAGAUGAUCACCCGCUGUCCUUUGCUCCCUGGUCAGCCCCACCCUGGAGGGAGGGAGAUCUGCCGCCAUUGAAUGAGGCUUGAGAUGGACAUUUGCCCCUGUCACCACUGUUGAUUCACUGCCUGUGACCCACACUUCCCUCACCUGAGGACCAGUCUCUGAGGCUAAGAAAGCCUGAGGACCAGGCUUGGACGCCACCGGACCGCUGAGAAUUGAGGGACGGUGAGGUGCUGACCGGCGUCGGGCUGGAGCAAGCCAGCGAGAUGGAGGCGGCAAGAGGGGACAGGCAAGAGGGAUCAGGCGCGGAGUAGUCCGCAAAUCCCGGGCUUGAACUUCCUUUAGCGCUGCGCUGGGACGGGGCGGGCAGGGUCCCCGGGGCUGCUAUGGAGGUGCCUAAUGUCAAGGACUUUCAGUGGAAGCGCCUGGCGCCACUUCCUAGCCGCCGGGUCUACUGCUCCCUGCUGGAGACCGGGGGACAAGUCUAUGCCAUCGGGGGAUGUGAUGACAAUGGUGUCCCUAUGGACUGCUUUGAGGUCUACUCCCCUGAGGCCGACCAGUGGACCGCCCUGCCCCCUCUGCCCACAGCCCGGGCAGGGGUGGCAGUCAUCGCCCUGGGGAAGCGGAUCAUGGUGAUCGGGGGUGUGGGCACCAAUCAGCUGCCCCUGAAGGUCGUGGAGAUGUACAAUAUUGAUGAGGGCAAGUGGAAGAAGAGGAGCAUGCUGCGUGAGGCUGCCAUGGGCAUUUCUGUCACAGCAAAAGAUUACCGAGUGUACGCAGCAGGCGGGAUGGGCCUGGACCUCCGUCCACACAACCACCUCCAGCACUAUGACAUGCUCAAGGACAUGUGGGUGUCACUCGCACCCAUGCCUACCCCGAGAUAUGCUGCCACCUCUUUCCUCCGAGGCUCCAAGAUCUACGUGCUGGGGGGACGACAGUCCAAGUAUGCAGUCAAUGCCUUCGAGGUCUUCGACAUCGAGACUCGCUCCUGGACCAAGUUCCCCAACAUUCCCUGUAAGCGGGCUUUCUCCAGCUUUGUGACCCUGGACAGUCACUUGUACAGCCUGGGAGGCCUUCGGCAGGGUCGGCUCUAUCGGCAGCCCAAGUUCCUGCGGACAAUGGAUGUGUUUGACAUGGAACAGGGGGGAUGGCUGAAGAUGGAACGGUCAUUCUUUCUUAAGAAACGACGGGCAGACUUCGUGGCUGGUUCUCUGAGUGGACGGGUCAUAGUGGCUGGGGGACUUGGAAACCAACCCACUGUCCUGGAGACCGCAGAAGCAUUCCACCCAGGGAAGAACAAGUGGGAGGUCCUCCCUCCCAUGCCCACGCCCCGCUGUGCCUGCUCCAGCAUCACCAUCAAGAAUUGCCUCCUGGCUGUAGGGGGUGUCAACCAGGGUCUGAGUGACGCAGUGGAAGCCCUGUGUGUCUCUGACUCCUAGCUGUCCUGGGCCCAACAGCUUUGCCUGGGAUUGUAUCACUCCACUGUCUACACGAGGAGAGGAAAGGUCUUGUCAGAGCCGUUUGGGCUACUUCCCAGGAUGCCAGCUAUUGUUCUUUCCCCAGCUCUGGACUAGUUUUGAGGGUCUCUUAGGAUAAAAGAUGGAGAAGGAUGGGGGUGGGGGUCUCAAACCUUUUUUUUUUUUUUUUUGACCAGGAAUUGAACUCAGGGGCACUUACCCACUGAGACAAAUCUCCAGUCCCUUUUUAUGUUUAUUUUGAGACAGGGUCUCCCUAAGUUGCUUAGGGCCUCGCUAAGUUGCUGAAGCUGGUUUUGAACUUUCAGCUCUCCUGUCUUCAUCUCCGAGGCUGCUGGGGUGACAGACAUGGGCCACCAUGCCCAGCCUCAAACCUCUUAUUUCUCCUUUGGUUUACAUCCUUUCCUUAUUUGUUCAUCAAUUUGACCUUCCCUGGACCUCAUUAGAUCAGCAAGAAUUGGCCUCAAAGCUCGGGAAAGGAGGGUGGGGGCUCAUAUUCCCAGUCCAGGCCAGCAGCCCCUGCAGGAAGGAUCCUUCCUCUCAGGAUCCUUGCUGCAGGUGUGAUGAUGGGGAAGGAGAAAACACUGAGCCCUGUGUCUGCUCUGAGCCCCCAUCUCCUCUCUGCAUUUUUCCUUCUGCCCUCCUCCCUCCAGAGGCCUGGCUCUUUUCUCCCUGAUGCCCCCAGAGUGUUUCUGUGUGAAACUUUCUCAUUUACACUGUGGCAUCAAAAUCCACAAAAGAUGGAUUUCUUGCACUCUGAUUAAUCACAGCAGCACAAUGAUUAAAAUCUAUAUUCCUAUCUUC
Molecule: messenger RNA, 2448 nt
Organism: Marmota monax (woodchuck)
Lineage: Eukaryota; Metazoa; Chordata; Mammalia; Rodentia; Sciuridae
Gene: Klhdc8a
Product: kelch domain containing 8A
Exons: 8
Coding region: 556-1608 (350 amino acids)
Molecular function (GO): protein binding
Source: RefSeq, a predicted model, not a curated record